Messenger RNA from Lathyrus oleraceus (garden pea), 2151 nucleotides. RefSeq lists its product as uncharacterized. The record is from RefSeq and is a predicted model, not a curated record. Bases 1 to 2151 code for a protein of 716 amino acids. Gene Ontology annotation, biological process: meristem maintenance; meristem development. NCBI's taxonomy places the organism in Eukaryota, Viridiplantae, Streptophyta, Magnoliopsida, Fabales, Fabaceae. The transcript has 5 exons.
AUGAUUCCCUCUUUACUUUCUGGAAAUACUUUAGGGUUUUUAGGACCAUUAGUUCCUGAAGGACAUUUAGAGAAAUGUGUAAAGUUUUUUAUUUGUUUUCACACUAUAAAACCCAUAUCCAACAAAACUGUUUCCUCUAGAAAUGCUGAAGAUUCAGUCCAAAGAGAGGCUUUUCAACUAGAUUAUAUUACUGACUGUUUCAGACCCUUUCGUUCUUGUCCAACUUUAGACAAAUCUUAUUUAGCUUGGUUGACGAAAGUUGAGAAAAAGAAAGCUCCAUUUUGGAAAGAAUUGGGCAUUUUCGACCUGAUUCAGAUGUCGAAACUAGGGUUUAGCUACUGCCAACCUUUGUUACUAUCUAGUCUGUAUUUCUGGGAUAGUACGUAUAAUAUUUUUCAUCUCCCAUGUGGAAUGAUAACUUCUACGCUCUUCGACGUAGCUGCUAUUUCUGAACUCCCUCCGACAGGAGAAACCUUCGACCCCUAUCAAGACUGCGAAAACUUAAUUGACUUUAACGUCAAGAAUGCUUCGUUCAACACUUAUAUUAAUUUAUAUCAUGCUGAUGGGGAAGAAGUUUCUGACGUAGAACAUAUAGCGUUCUUGGGUCUGUGGUUAUCCAAGUUUUUCUUCUGCUGUAAAUCUCUGCAAGUUGCAAAGAGAUUUCUAACACUUGCUAAUCAAUUGCACGCUGGUCGAAAGGUGUGUUUAAGUGAACUUCUAUUGGCUAGUUUGUAUGAAAGUCUAGGGUCUGCUAGUGUCAAGUUAAAGGAGUAUAAAGCUGGUACAAACUUAUUACUAUCUGGGCCUUAUUGGCUUCUUCAAUUGUGGCUUAAUGCCACCUUCGAAUCCUUUUUGCCAACACAUGGAAAUGUUGAUGAAAAUGCCCCAGAGAUAGUAAAUCGAAGCAUUAAAGACACCAGACUCCUUCAGUUGACUCCAGUUGAUGAAGUGGAUAAUCUUCAAACUUCUCUCACCAAGUAUACCCUGAUGUUCUCGAAGCGUCACCAUUUCUCUCCUUCGAUGGCUCUUUUUGCCAGUCGAACCCAUGGUCCUUCCUGGUUCACUACUUCGCAUGAAGAUGUUGUUAAGGAUGCCAAUACAAAGAUCGAAGAUAUAUGGCGUGCAUUUCUUUUCCCAAGGCUGCUUGUUUCAAGGAUCUUACCAGUAAAGAGCCAUGUUUGCUUGUUGGCUUACCAACCUAAUUUUGUCUUUCGACAAUUUGGGUUGUGUCAACUCAUUCCUGUCUCUCUAUUCAAUCGAAAGCGCGAGAUAUGCUGUGCAGGGACUGAUUGGAGCGCUCGAGACAUUGCAACCCACAAAGAAUUCCAUGCAAACUUUGCUGAAUUUCAAUUAAUAGCAUACCAACCGUCAUUCCAUUCUACCAAUGGGUUCACCACUUGGUGGACAGCUUUCUAUUCCAAGAACAUGUUUACUACUGCUGAAAUCAGGGAACAUCUAACGAAAGCCUUUUCAUCUUUGCAGGAAAAUGUCUACAAGACUGUUGAAAGGAAGGUGAUGAAGAAAGAGAAGCCUGUGGCGAAAGCUAGUUCGAAUACUGCUUCUAAGCCAACUACCUCUUCGAGCCAGGGAGCUCCUUCUGCCAAGGAUGCUGCUCCAGAAAAAACAAAGAAGAGUUCAAAGGGUAGUGGCAAGCCUCCUUUAACGCCAAAGAAAAGAAAAGUCCCAAUUGAAAGCACAAUUAUUGAAAAACCUACCACUCCCUUCAUCUCUACUGCCAAUCAGAGUGAUCCUUCGAGCGACAUGAAUCCAUCUCCUCCUCCGACAAUCAGCGGUGCUAAUGAACAAGAAACCUCUUCUCCUGGUGAAGAUGGUAAAAAAGAUUCGAAGCAAGCUGAAGAGAAGGAUUCAGAAGAGAAAGAAGAUUAUGAGGAUACUCCCAGUAACUGUCCUCCAAGAGUUACGUUCCCUUCAGAUUACGCCGACGAAGAUGAUCAGGAUUCUGAUGAGAUUGAGGGGUACUUUCAGCAAGAUGAAGACAUGAGUGAGGGAGAAGCUGAUCCUGAAGGAAAUCAGACUGGAACUGGUGAUGCUAUUGUCGAAACAGUCCCAAAUCCAACUAACGUUCGAUCAUCCACAACCCAGACUUCGCCUAUAUCACUUACUGAGGAGGAGAAAAAUUCUUUGAAAUAA